UUAAUACAUUCGCAUAUAUUUUCUCUUUAAUUCCUACCCUUCGAAGACAUCCGCAAAGUUUGAGUAUUCAACUUUGGAACGCCUUGUACAUUCCACGGAACUUUGACCCAACUUUGUCAUUAAUACCAACUGUGCGAACAUAUGGGACAAAAGUUCAGACUCUCAAGACUACCCCUAUCGGAGUUCCACUAGCAGAAAGCUAAAUCUCUUCGGAGAUUCUCAUCGAAAGACAUACCGUGACACAGUAAUUGAAUUUCAUAAAACUAGAUCCAUUUCGACACGGUUCCAGAUCACGAUCCAGGGAUCGUAUCGAACGACAGGCUCGAGUUACGGUGUCCGAUGCAAAAAUGACCGAUAGACAAGUAGGUGAUUAUUACAGGAUGUCUGAAGCGUGCAAAGUUCACCAGUGUAUCCGUAAAUCGAUCCAUCGAUCGAUCAGAGGAUUUUCUCUCAGCUCUGAUCCCAGAAACAUAGACAUCUUUUCCUGAACGUUACACACCUCGAUUAAAGUGUAUCUCUGUGAACUUUAUUACACGCGUUCCACGAUAAUGUUGGAGCUGGUUGAACGCAAAGCGAAUGGAAUCUCUUGGUCGAGUUGUCGUGGUCAAAAUUUGAACUCUUUCGCGAAGGAUCCGAAAGGGAUCCUUUUACUCAGACGGGACAAAGGUUAUCCGCGUGAGAAACGAUGGAGAAAGGAGAACGGAGGGUUGCUGUGUUCCCUCGGUCAGCUAGGGUGCAACGAGUCCUACAGCCCGGACACCUUGGGCACGUGGAAGUUCCACAAGGUGUCUCGAAAGAGCCAUGAGGGGAUGAGCACUGGCGUGGGAGAUGGAGGUGGAGGUGGCGGUGGUGGUGUACAAGGAAGCGGGGGUGGAAGAAACACGCCUCCCCAUGGAUCGCCCACCCCCAUGGAUAAAGCGACUUUGAAAGUCCAUCUACCUAAUGGUGGUUUCAAUCUUGUUAAAUUCGGUGAUGCGAUCGAUGUAAGGGGUAUCAUUUCUUUGGUAACUAGUCGAUUAGCUGCUGGUACAAGGCACUAUAGAAAUCUCUACGCCAUGAGGCUUCAUCAUCCUGGAUCGGGGGAGAGUUACUGGUUACACCAAGACACUACCAUGUACCAGGUUCAGGAGAAGUACGAAAAGAAACAUCCCCAUUGCGAGUGGAGGUAUGAACUAAGGGUGCGAUACCUACCCCAGAACCUAAAUGAUUUGUACGAAAAGGAUAAAGUAACGUUCUACUAUUAUUACGAUCAGGUUCGAAAUGAUUAUCUAUGCGCGAACCACUCGGCUCUAGAUCAAGAUGUGGCUGUUCAAUUAUGCUGUCUAGAAAUUCGAUAUUUCUUCAAAGACAUGCAUCAGGUUGCGCUUGACAAGAAGAGUAAUCUCGAGUACCUAGAAAGAGAGGUUGGUCUGCACAAAUUUUUACCACGGUCCGUAUUGAACGGAAUGAAACCAAAGGCUCUACGCAAACUGAUACAACAGCACUUCAAAAAGGUAGCAGCAUUAUCUGAAUUAGAAUGCAUGUUCAAGUUCUUUGAUCUCUUAAGGGCACACUACAGAUUCGAUCAGGAAAGGUUCAUAUGUGCUUUGGGGUCAAGCUGGUCUAUACCCGUAGAACUAGUCAUUGGACCAGACUUAGGCAUAUCUUAUAUGGCUCACAGAGGCGGAACGGUGCCAACAAGAAUGGCAGAGUUCUCUCAGAUACAGUCUAUUCAGACCCUUGUAUCGGACUGUAAGGAACACGCGAAAGCGUGUAUUAAAUUAAGGGUAGCUGGGACUGCUGAAACGUUAAGUAUAACCUGUUCGAGUCUGGACCAAGCAGAAAGUUUAGCAGAUUUGAUCGACGGAUACUGUAGACUAGUUACCGGAAGUAACACCUCAUUAUGGAACAGAAAAGCUGCAUCGUGGAAAAACUAUCCCUGUCCAUGCAAAGACGCUCAUCCACCAAAAUACAGGCAAGAUGGAAGCACGAAUAGCCCAGAGAAAAAUGUUAGCAAAACUGGAACUAUUUUGUCAGAGGACUAUGCAGAAAUUGUGGACGAGGAAGGAGACUACUCAACUCCAGCUACCAAAGAUUAUGAAAUAGUAAGGAACCAAGUGGAACUGGGUGAAAUUAUCGGGGAGGGUCAAUUUGGUAAUGUACAUAAAGGUUCUUACAAAGGAAGGGACGGCCAGACCAUAGCGGUAGCAGUGAAAACUUGUAAGGUUGACGCGGACCUCGCUACGUCCGAGAAAUUCCUCGAAGAAGCUUAUAUAAUGCAACAAUUUGAGCAUCCUCAUAUUAUAAGAUUAAUUGGAGUGUGUUCAGAAGCACCGAUCUGGUUAGUAAUGGAAUUAGCUAGGUUGGGAGAGAUGCGAGCUUAUCUGCAGUCGAAUAAACAUCGUCUGGACCUCGCCACUCUUCUACUUUAUACUUUUCAACUAAGCACUGCCCUGUCUUACCUCGAAAGCAAGAAAUUCGUCCACAGAGACAUUGCUGCAAGAAACGUGCUAGUUUCUGCGCACAAUUGCGUUAAGUUAGCCGAUUUUGGCCUUAGUAGGUGGGUAGAAGAUCAAAGCUACUACACCGCAAGUAAAUGUAAGUUACCUAUAAAAUGGAUGGCGCCUGAAAGCAUAAAUUUUCGACGAUUUACAACAUCUUCUGAUGUCUGGAUGUUUGGUGUAUGCAUGUGGGAGAUUUUGAUGUUGGGCGUAAAGCCGUUUCAAGGUGUGAAAAACAACGAAGUGAUCCGUAAGUUGGAAAACGGUGAAAGACUUGCAUUACCAAAUCGCUGCCCACCACGAUUAUAUUCUUUGAUGUCUCAAUGCUGGAGUUACGAACCCAGCAAACGACCAACGUUCAAAGAAAUCAGAGAAACUUUGCAUGAAAUAUUACUAGAAGAAAAACAUCAGCAGCAAGAAACGAUGAGACGAGAAAACAGGAGAGUACAAGCUAUGUCUUGGGGUGCAGACGAUGUACCGCCACCGAAACCCUCGAGGCAACCUCAAAACGCGACGGAUCAAUCUCAGUUAACCGCCGUAGCGCCAGUUUCGACGUAUAUCGUUGCUCAAAGUCCUGAAGUUCUUGCACAACUUCUCAAGGAUAAUCAAAACAGGGGGGUAUGUCCCUCCGUGUACACAACUCCCGCCUCGGCUUUCAAUACCUUAGCAGUGCAAUUCCAAGACGAAGAUCAAGUCUUAACUACUGCCUUAGUUUCAGAUCUACCCUUUUUCGAUCCAGCUGCCUCAGAACCUUCUGUCUCUCACGACACUCACUCAGGAGACUCCACCUUAUCCGACACAAACUUAGAUUCCCUCGAAUCCUCGGACACUCCUCUCAUGUCCAGCCUCAGUAUUUCAGAGACGGCGCAAGCUCAGUCACCCGCUGCCAAUAGAAAACAGCAGCAAAAGGUUAAAGAGAUGCAAAAUUUGUACGCGGUUAGUUCGAAAGUGGUCGGUAACGUCACUGGGGAUCUCUACUCUCCCGUUCAAAAGUUUUCUAUGUCCAGCGCUAUUGCUGUUACAACUACCGCGGCUACUUGUGCCGAAAUAUAUGGGCCUGUCGCUAAUUUCACGCAAAGCUCCGCUAUCGUUGGUAAUCUCAGUCAAAGUCCCAGCGUAGGUGGUAAUUUCGGUGAGAAUCCUGGAAACUUUGGGCCUAGUAGCUUAACUAAUAUCGCAGGCUCGAAUAAUCAGAAUCAAUCCACCAGUUGUGGUCAAUUUUCUUCUAACAACACCAAUCAAUCGUUUAGCGUUGGUCAACCAAUAAGUCAGAAUGUUAGUUGUUCGCAAAGUUCUGCUGGCGUCUAUCCCCGUGCGCCUGUUGUUAGCUCAGCUAACACCGCUAUUCCUACGUCAGCCGCAGAAUGUCUUUACGGUCCUGUUCUAAAGUUUCGAGCACAAAACGUUCAACAUCAAAAUGCGUCCGACUUGAAAUCUAUCAGUACCUCUGCUGGAUCCUGUAUACCAAAUCCAAGGGCUAAUUUGGUCUACACUUCUACUUCCGGACAAAAUCUACAAGCUCAACCGUUGCACGCUCAAAACUAUCAACAUCAGCAAAUAUACUCGAACAUCAGCCAUCUAGGCUCGCAGCCAAUGUACUUGCCGCAGCAUGUGCAAAACAUCCAACGGCAGAAUCCCAUUCAUCAAGCAGUUUCUUACAUACCCGCGCAACACACCAGUCAACAGAGUCAAUCGAGCGGCGCUAACCAACUUUACACGGCCCAUGCAACCUCCCUUGGUAUGGUGCAACCUCUAAAAGUUCAGGGUCCCGUGUACGCGCAACAAAUGCAACCUGGAAUAGCGAGUCAUGUACCGAGUUCUCAAGCAACCAGCGUGAAUCAGCAAUUGUCUUUUAGCAUGGCGCAAAGUCAUCACCCUGUUCAAGUGCAUUUCACUGCCACGUCAGGUGCUACGGUUCAACAGGCUAACCAGCAGUAUAUUCAUCAAAGUAACAUCGUCAUGGGACAGCAAUCGUGUUCCAUUAACGCGACCCAACAGCAGCAUGGUCAGGCACAGUGUAACGUUACCAAUCCAACUACUAGCGCGUCAAAUGCAACACAGUAUUUAGCACAACCAUCCAUGCAACCAGGAAUCGUAAGAUCUAGUACGCCUCAGAUAGCGACUGGUGUAGCAAAAAUCACUACGUUCGUAACUCAUAAGCAAGAUGAACAAUUGACAAGCUCUACAGAUGGUACGCUCUCCGGAUCUCUGAUAUCGUCCGCUGUCAGUGACAGCACAAUGUCAUCGAGCAGCUCGAUGACAGAGGAGGCACAGCAAGAUCAGAGAACCGUACAAUCGCAGUUGUUCGACAACGUAGCAGAAAACUUCAACACCGGUGUGGACGAUGAACAAAAAUUGUUGGAACAACGACUCUUAGAGCAACAGCGUCAGUCUGAAGAGGAUAGUCGCUGGUUGGCUAGAGAAGAAAAACGUUUAUCAAUUGCAACGAGCGGAGACGAAAGCGCUAGUCCUCCAGUUCCACGUUCAGUCACGCAAUCACCAAAUCACGAACAACAUAGUGCUAAUACUGGUUCUUUAGGUUCUGAUAAGGGUAGCGAGAAAGUAAUCGUCGUAAAGAAAAUGGAACCAACACCUACUGCAGAUCUGGAUAGAACCAAUGACAAAGUGUAUGAUUCCACUACCAGUGUAGUUCGUGCGGUAAUGUCUCUUUCCCAAGGUGUGCAGCAGAGCAAAGCGGAACAAUACUUGGAGUUAGUACGUAAAGUAGGUAUUGAAUUAAAAGCCUUGCUUUCAUCUGUGGAUGCUUUGAUGGAUAUACUACCUAUAUCUGCUCAUCGCGAGGUAGAAAUGGCGCAUAAAGUUCUUAGCAAAGAUAUGGCAGAACUUGUAACCGCUAUGAAACAAGCUCAGAAAUACAGCGCUACUACUUUAGACGUAGAAUAUCGAAAAGGAAUGUUGUCAGCAGCACACAUUUUAGCAAUGGACGCAAAGAAUCUGCUGGAUGUAAUCGAUUCGAUUCGUAUUCGUUACCCGUACGUAGAUAACCAGAUUUGUCAGAAGCAAAACAAUAUUAAUGCACCAAAAGAAUCUACGCCGGAAAACCGUAUUCGUUCCAGUCAAUCUGGAGAACAAUUUCUGAGGAGAAGUCAGUCGAGUGAACGUCAGGGUACGACGUUCAGACAGAGUCAAAGUGGUGAACUUUUACAUAGAAUGGGCCAAUCCGUCGAUCGCUCGCUUCAGGGUAGUCAAAGUGAUGUUAAUUCUAGCUCUAGUUUAGAAAGAAGGCAUCACAUUGUUACUAACAGUCUCGAACGUAAUUCAACGACCAGAAGACAAAUGACAACAAAUAGUUUAGAAAGAAAAAGACCAUCGUUGUCAUGUAAUAUCAGUCCUAUGAAUAAUUCAGUUAAUCUACCGCCAAUGGUACCAGUUACUUGUAAUUUAGUUCAAACAGUUCAUCAAAGUCAAACAGUGACAACAGGUGUUAAUCAACAGUCAGUGUUUGCGUCCAAUAAUAAAACAACAAAUGAAAGUGCGACAACUGAUAGCUAACAACGAGGUGCCUUGCAUUAAGGAAAACUUCGGAGAAAUAUUUCUAUGUACAUAGAUAACGUCGUGCAAGUUACCCAUCUAUAUCUCGCGCAUAACUCAGCAGCAAGAGAUUUAGUAUUUGCGCUUUAUAGCUCUUUUUAACAUUUAACAGACUUUGUCUAAACGUACUUAUAGAUAAGACAGUAUUCAUUAGAUGUAGCGGUAGAUUAUUGUUAAGAGAUGUAAGUUAUAACUACGAAGAAAUCACUCCAAAGCUUUAGAAUUAUUGUUAAUUUGUUAUUGUAUAACAAAGCUGUACAUGGGGUGACGCAAAAGGCACCCUCAAGCAUAAAGAAUUGCACUCAAUUCUUCCAUUCAUACGAACUUAGUAUCCACCAGAUAACACGCUUAAAUUUUCUCGCACAUUUUUUAAUAUUAUUUAAAAUAAAUUAUAUGAAAUUCAUCAUCGCAAUGCUAUGACGUAUACGACCUAUUAAUCCAGAGAUUGUCUUAUUGCAUCACCCUAUAGGUAGUUGAAUAAUUCUAUAUACAUAUAUAUAUAUAUUAUAUUUAUAAAUGUAUAUUUAAAAAACCGUUCAAAAUAUUAUCCAAAAAUUUAAUUUCAUGUAAGACAUAAUCUUACGAUAAUGUUGUUUUUACAAAUUCGUAAUUUAAUAGUCUAUUUCCUGCUAUGAGGAGUGAUUGCAAUGUAAAAAACGGGACUGAAUGUUAUUUCUAUUAGGUAAUUAUUUAGCAAUUCAUACCAAUUUAUGAAAUUUAUACAGACUGUUUUAUAAAGAAACGAAUCAUUCUUCAAUGGCAAGUCAGUUCCUAUAAAAUAUUUAUAAAAAAUUUCAUCUUUGCAUAAAAAUGCCACUGAUAACUUUGUCAAUGUGAUGCGCUCACAAUAUUAGUGCAUUUACAAAUUUAUUAAAUAUUCCAUAGAUAUAAAGUAUUCCUUUUUUGUACAAUUUGUUACUUUAGAUGUCCCUGGGAAGAUUUCAUUUCAUAUGAAAUUAAGAUCUUAAUUGUCAGAAUGAUUGUUUACAUUCGUUAACAGCAUUUUUACAUUGUCCACUGUGUUAUAGACAACCCGCAAUUUUAUGGUAACGUGCCAAGAUGUACUUGUAUACUGCAAAUACAUUUUUCUAUAAACACAUUAAGAAUGUAUAGUAAUGUCCUAAUGAAUUGUCAUCCCAGGACUUUGUAACUCAUGUUUACAACGUUUGACACUGCUAUUGCAUCGAAACCAUAAAAUACUUUUAAAUUACAUCAAGCAUAUGUAAAUAAAUAUUUAAAAUUUAUAUCAUUUAAUAAUGAUGUUGAUAAUUAUGUAAAUGUUAGUUUAAGCAAAUGUUAUCUUUUAAAUGUUAUCCUUAAAAUUUCAUUAAAAUGUUCGACAAAUU
This is a messenger RNA of Osmia bicornis bicornis, 7378 nucleotides long. RefSeq names its product focal adhesion kinase 1 (gene Fak). The record is from RefSeq and is a predicted model, not a curated record. Gene Ontology annotation, molecular function: protein tyrosine kinase activity; ATP binding. Gene Ontology annotation, cellular component: cytoskeleton; focal adhesion. The coding region runs from base 549 to 5993 and encodes 1814 amino acids. The transcript is spliced from 23 exons. NCBI's taxonomy places the organism in Eukaryota, Metazoa, Arthropoda, Insecta, Hymenoptera, Megachilidae. Gene Ontology annotation, biological process: signal complex assembly; protein phosphorylation.